Messenger RNA from Mytilus trossulus (common blue mussel), 3133 nucleotides. RefSeq lists its product as uncharacterized. Gene Ontology annotation, molecular function: protein binding. The record is from RefSeq and is a predicted model, not a curated record. The transcript is spliced from 4 exons. Bases 377 to 2692 code for a protein of 771 amino acids. Lineage: Eukaryota; Metazoa; Mollusca; Bivalvia; Mytilida; Mytilidae.
GUAGUUGAUUAAUCAAAUAUUGACAAUACAAAUUACUUAUAUCUAUAAUAAUACGAAACAGUUUCGCUUGGAAAAAAGGACAGGAUAUAUUAUAGAAAGUCAAUAUAGGUAUAAACUUAAUAAGCGGAAAGUAUGUAACAAAAAAGAUAUAAUGAACAGAUUGUUAAUUAACAAAGACAUGUGAUCUUAUCGCCUGUAACCAACCAUUGAGCGCUUUUGACAUAUUGUAUAUUAUAUAAGUGUGAUUGUCAAAGAAAACGUACUUUUAAUUUCUUAUGGGAUCGGAGAUUGUUGUUAUGGUGACGAGAAACAAAAGGACACAACACAGAUUUGCAUAGACAUUGAUAGUAUGGACAUUAUAUAACCAGCAACAAAAAUGUCAGUAGACACGUUUACGCUGUUUGUGGUUCUUCCAGACGACAGUGUGUGCACGCUCAGAAACCUAAUUUCCGGUGUAAAUAUCGAAGAGAUUAAAGCGAGGCUAGAAUUAAUAGCUGGACUUCCAUCGCAUAUCUUUAUCUUAAUAUAUCCUGAUGGCGAAAAGUUACAAGACCAUCAGAAACUUUUGAUGAGAGAAAAUAUAAAAGAUGGUUAUGUUCUGAGAGUGCAUAUUAUUGAACAUUGGGAAACGUUAUUUAACUCUGUCUUUAGAAACAAUAUAGAAAGUGUAUACCAUAAUGGAGGGGUUCACUUGAAAGGAAAUAUGGUGAUAAAUGCCGAAGAGUCGGGGAAAAUAGAAAACGCCGUUUAUGAUCGAGGAUGUGUAGCUUUAUAUAUGUCCAGUUUUCUUGGCUUACUACGCAUGUGCAAUAUGUUAAUCACCGUUGGUGUAGAUAUCAAUGGAACUACGCAAUUUGGGAGAACAGCACUACAUGCAGCUGCAUCUAAAGACAACCUUAUAACACUCAAGUAUCUCAUAGAUCAUGGUGCAAAAAUAAACAUAACAGAUUUGUUAGGAAAGUCGCCAUUAGAUGUAGCACAAAGCUGUGCGUCACUUAUGUGUGAAAAAAAUCUGAAAAUCAUGCAACUUAAUUUACGUGGCAAUAACAAAAUGGCGAAGAAUCCCAAGGCAAUAUAUAAUACACUUCAACUCUCUGUCAAGAAACAUAUUAAGAUUAAUAAAGAUCAGUUGAUAAGACCAAAAUCAUUAGUGGAAAGCAGAAUUACUAUAAAUGAUGAUUCUCAAAAGACAAGACCACAAACUCAUUAUACUCAGAGGCAAAGUUUAGGCAAAAGCCCUAAAGGUCCCAGAACGGUUGCAUGGGUAUCGAUUCAAGACAGCAAAGUCAACCGAAAUAUUGGAAAAACGCCUAAUUAUCAUAAAUUUCAAAACGUAACGAAGAUGAAAACAUUAGACGAGAAUGCCGUAACAUGUAAACCAUUACCACUAUUGAAGAAGAAGUCAUGUUUGAAAUUUACGCCCGGGGCUGAUGAAAAAGCUAUUUCUAGAUCUACGCAGACAACACCCGUGGCAUCUAAGACGGAUGUUUCUACCACGCCUAUGUUGUUUGCACCUCCCAGCAGCCGUUUGGAUGGGAGCACUGUAGCAGAUGACAUGAACACGUCGUUUUCAAUCGACGACCGUGCAGUGUCUGCUAGAACGAGAUCUAGUAAAUCUGGGAAACUUGUUUCGUUUUCUCACAAGGAAAGACCCGAGUUUCCAGAUUUUACAGAAUCGUCCCGUGUAAUGAAGAGACGCAUCAAUCUAGCUGCCAAUCGAAGUGCACAGCAAACUGACAAGCGUGAAACUUCAACGCCAAAACGCUCAGGAGUGAUUCAUGAUCGAUGGGCAGAUAGAAAAAAAGUCCUCAAUAAGAGUGUUCGACAAGACAUCUCAAGUAGCGACGACGACGACAGUGAUUUCGACGAUGAUGACAGUGGUAAUGGUUCUGAGGCUAAUGCUGAGGCUUAUGAAGCCUGGUUAAAGAGAAAAGAAUUGGAAAGUAAACGAAUGCCAAGAAAGGUAACUCGUCCUAUCCAUGACAUUAUAAAAAUAGGCAGCACUGAGGUGGGUGAUGGCCGAAAUCCUUCCGCGGAACAUAACAUUACAGCCUAUAGAGACUGGUUUGAAAGACGAAAAACCAAUAAGAGAACGCCUAAUUUAGAACGAAUAAAGUCCAUGAAAGAUUUUAUGUCACAAAAGAAAAUGCUGGAAGAAAAGCGCCAGAAACUUUUAAUGACUGCCAUCUCCUAUGACGAAUGGAUGGACCAAGAAUAUGAUCGUCGGGCGCUGAUACGCAAAAUUUUACAGGCAGAUUAUGAACAAUUAAAAGUGAUGGAACAAGAGAACGAUAAGAAUCCAGCUCCUGUACAAAAUGUAAAUACAAAAUGGCAGGAGGAGGUCAUGAAACGUGAAGAAAUGGAAAGAAAAAGAAGAGUAAUACAACAAAGUUAUAGUGAAGAAAAGGAAAAGUGGAGAAAGGAAAUUAUGAAAAAUAGUACUGCCGUCUCACAGAAUGACUGGCUUCGCGGGAAAAAUCCACAAACUCCUCGAUUAUUGAUGAGAUCAAACUCAAAAGGAGCUCCCGGAAGUGACGUUAAACGAGCUGUAGAAGCUGAUAAGGCGUACCAAGACUGGAUGAAACGAAAACAUCCAGAAGACAUUUCGGAUAUUCAGAGACAAGUGGAAACCGAAAGAGACAUGCUUCACUCGUGUAGACAACGCCGCACCGCACAAGUUAUCUCAUGUUAGUGUUGUAAGGUUUCAUACAUUUGACAAAUACAUAUAUGCACUCAAAGACACGCUGUUACUUGCUUCAUAUCCAUAUGACAUCAACAUUUCAUCUAUAUAUUUAUUUCAAUGGUUAAACUGUUGCACAACAAAAAAUAAUUUGAACACUUUCUAUGCCAACCGAUUUAUUUUCCAAACAAAUGAAUUAUUUCUAAGAUUUGAUACUUAGUAUCUUUCAAGCUAUAAACCCAUGGUUUAGAAACAUCCAAUAAUGUAUAAUGAACACGUAUAUAUGAAUAUUGAAUUAUUACAUUCGCAUAACAUUCUGAUAUAUCCAUCCAUUCAUAUUCCACUACCAUUAUCAAAUCUCAAUAUCUUGCUUCCCAGUUCAUUGCGAGAUCAGAACAGUUAUUUCAAAAGUCACUAUGAUGCCUUCAACGGUGGACAAACUUCAGCAGUGGA